GCAAGUAUCGAUACUUGUGAAAUAAAUAAAAGGUAUUUUCUAUCUAAGACGAAACGGUCACACUUUUCAUUCAAUCGCAUAUUUUCCCGCAAUUUUUCGUUUUUGUUAUUGAUUGUUGUUAUAGUUAAAAAGUAUAUUAUUAAUUGAUUGUGCAUUAAUAUGACUACGUUCUUGGAUCUACUGGCCAAGGGUGAAGUGAAAAUGGAAAAGUGCGGCGAUGUGGUAGUUUCACCACAGGAUAAUAUGAUAGGCUUGUUUUGUCAUUUUUGCUGUGACAUCUUUACAAAUCUGACGGAAUUUAUGAAUCACUUGCAAUGGAUGCAUAAUAAUAUGAUUGCCUUCACAAAAGAGCAUAAUGUGUACACUGUGGAAGAGCUUAUGGCGCUAGAAGAUCCGCCCAGUCAACAGGAUGCGGAUGAUAUAUCCCAAGCGAAUAGCAGUCGCAGCAGCGAUUCGGGUGUCGCUGUAGGGGAUGCAACACCAGCGCAGCAGCAAUUAGAUUGCUUAUCGUAUAAUAUAAUAAAUUCUUUAUCGGCCUAUGAUGUUGAAUUUGACAAAAGCAUUGUCAAGAGCGUGGAAAACUGGCAAACCACUGUUAAUGAUGAGUUGCCCGAAAAGCCGAAAAGAAAUGUGCUAGCUGAAGUGGAAGCAAUGCUGUUUGAUGAAGAGACAAAUAUACAACAGGAAACUGCUGUGGAUCAUUCAACGGAAUUGCAGCAAAUAUUGCAAUCUGCUGGUGUGCAAGUCACUAGCCAGGAGUCGCAAGUGGAACCAGAGCAGCCAAAAAGGACCAGCGAAAGUAUAGUGGCUCAGCCUAUUUUAACUGAGGAGCCAAGUCGAUGCCACAAUAACAAUGUAAAUUGCACAGGAAAAGAAAUCGAGGACCUAAACGCGCCGGGUCAAAGUCGUAUGCGUACAACGGCAAAAGGAAACUUAGGCAAAGCACACACCAUUUGCGAUCUUAAAAGUUAUACCAUUGCUCGCUCUGCUCGCAAACGUGAACAGCAGCAACGUCUUGGUCACAUUAAGAAGCGCAUUUUCCGCUCGCUUAAGAGUAAGCCAGUAAAGCCGAUGCGCUUGCCAUUUAGCGAAAUUAAGAUGGAGCAAAUUAUGAAGCAAUUUAAUCUAAUACCUAAACAGAAUUUUACAACUAAGAAGUUGACUGAAAAUCAAGCAGAGUUGAAAUUAAAUGCUAAUCAAGAAAUUCUGCAGCCCACUGUCAAAGUAAAUAACUUAAAAACGUCACCAAACCCCUCUUCAAAUUUUGAAAUAAUGUCAGCGCAAAAGGACAAAGUAAAUGCAUUAACCAAACCAAAAAUAAUUAAAAAUAUGCUCAGCACAGAGGAAAAAUGCAAGCCAAAAAACAUCAGUUCAGUUAAAAUUGCAACUAAUGCAAUACUGAUUGAAAGAGUUAAAGAGCCAACAAAGAGUGUUGAAAAAAACGAAAUAAACAGACAAACAGUCAAAAAACCCAUAGAAAUUACAAAAAUAGAGAAUUUACCAAACAUAAAUUUCGUAAAGCCAAAUCAAAGCGCAGCUGGAGCUGCCAAAAAGCCUGUAGAAAGACCAACACUUACUGGCUUUAUAAAUCAGUUAACAAAUGUUAAGGAGCCAUAUACAAAACGGAAAUCAACAACUAGCAUUACUGCAGAUUCAACUAUAAAGUCAACUGAUGGCAAACGCGCAAAAACGGAAACAAACACAUCGCUCAGCUUUGAUUUGUCUGAAAGUGUUGUUGAGUUUCUACAGAGUGAUCUGAAGACUUCGCAAUUGGAUGCAGAUAGCUUGCUGGAACUGGCGGAACCGAAUGAGCAGCGCAACAGCGAUCCAUUUGAUAGCAUUAUCAAGCAAGUUGCAGUUGAGCAAAAGUCAAAAGAUGUGCCGAAGCAAGAAGCAAGCAAAACAAAGGAGACACAAGAGUAUAAUGAAAAUGUAGCUGCUAAUCAAAUGCGGCCUGAUGAAACACUGCUGCCAUUGGUUGGUCUUUCUAUAUUAGUGGAUGACAGCUUUGAGGAAAAGGCAACUAUAGAAAGUAGCGAUGCUAUGCGCUUGAAGGCUUCGAAAUUCAGCAAAAUGCUCAAGCUCCAUGAUAUGGUGUGGAAUCCAAAGAAGGUUAAUGCACAGGGUACACAUAAGAUCUGGAAGGAGUUUAACAUGCUUACAACAAUUGCAAACGCUGAGUUUAAAGCCAGCUUUACAAUUGCUGAAACAAAGCGCAUUGUGAAUUUAAUAAACUCUUGGCAUGCGCAGCAAAUUGAGUUAAAAUUCUUCAAGAAGAUGCCCCUGUCUACAGGCACUGAGCAUUAUCUGCGCCUCUUUGGCUUCUUUCCAAAAAUAAAUCGCAGCCUAUACUACUGUGAAUGGUGCGAUAAGACCGCUGUUAACAAUUUGCGAUACGAGAAGCAUAGACUUAUACAUAUGAAACCGAAUAUUUCGUGUCCGCAUUGCGAGCGUUACUUUAAAAAACGCGGUUACUUCAUAAACCACUUGCGGGCGAUACAUGGUGAAGAAUUUAAUGUUAUGGUUCAUAACGUGCCAUAAGUUUUGCAGUCUUUAUACAUUUUAUAAUAGACUGAAUAACUUUAAAUUGAUUUAAA
Drosophila busckii is the source of this 2597-nucleotide messenger RNA. Its product is annotated as protein teflon. The record is from RefSeq and is a predicted model, not a curated record. Bases 160 to 2541 code for a protein of 793 amino acids. The transcript is spliced from 4 exons. Lineage: Eukaryota; Metazoa; Arthropoda; Insecta; Diptera; Drosophilidae.